Molecule: messenger RNA, 4993 nt
Organism: Pygocentrus nattereri (red-bellied piranha)
Lineage: Eukaryota; Metazoa; Chordata; Actinopteri; Characiformes; Serrasalmidae
Gene: caska
Product: calcium/calmodulin-dependent serine protein kinase a
Exons: 28
Coding region: 968-3808 (946 amino acids)
Biological process (GO): protein phosphorylation; regulation of neurotransmitter secretion
Cellular component (GO): plasma membrane; cell-cell junction; basolateral plasma membrane
Molecular function (GO): signaling receptor binding; ATP binding; protein kinase activity
Source: RefSeq, a predicted model, not a curated record
CGAACUACGCUUCGCGGGCUCAUACAGUUCAGCCGCUGACAGAAGUCUUUGCGGUAGCAGGUCGGCCUAGGAGGAAUUCCAGCAGCUAGCUGAGCGUUCGUCCACGUGCCGGGCAAGACUUCAAGUUCAAGUUACUCCCUGGAUAAGCGUUCUAGCCCGCGUAUUGGAGCACAGCCCGCGGGGUGUUCUGGAAGCAGGAAUAUCGCUGAGGAACGGCGGCGCGAGCAGAGCAGAGGGAAAGUAGAGCAACAGUGAAGUAAGAGGAGGAGAGCGGGAGGGUGGGAGAAACGGAGGGACGGACUUAGCCGAGCCGAGCCGAGCCGAGCCGAGCUCACGAGUCCUAGUGCCUCUCGGAAGGUAGGCGCGCGCGCUUGUGUACGAAACGCAGCGCCUGAACGCGACGAAUUGCGCGCUUAGCGUGAGCGAGGCGCGCGGCUCUUCCCGGAGCCAGUCAGCGAGGGAGUUUGCUGCAGUUUGAAGCGUCACGCGGCUCUUAACCACUUUGACCGCGGACGGGAGAGCUGUGACUGUGAAUGUGGCGAGUUGUUUGUACCGCUUAAAGCUCGCUGACUGUUGGUGCUGAAGCGGCGGAUUAGGGGGCCGGGGAAACAAGGCUAAGGUGGGGCAGAAGAGAGUGAAACGGGGCUGAGCCCUCACUUAUCUGCCCCCCUCCCUCCGCCCCCACCUUCUCUCUCUCUCUCUCUCUCUCUCUCUCUCUCUCUCUCUCUCUCUCUCUCUCCCCAACUGAAUCACUCCCACGGAGCUUUUUGGGAGAAGAAGAAGGAAAAGCAAUCAUUUUCCGCUCGUUGGAAUCUGGAGAGCGCUCAGAGCGUCUGCGGGAGAUUUCUGCCUCACUCUCGGCUCACAAAACUAGCUCCACCAGUGGCCGUAAUCCUUUGGUAUUUACCGUUGUGGACACAUCUUGCUUUCUUUCGGGGAGUGAAUUCCCCCGUGGUGUUGUUGGACCAUGGCCGACGACGACGUGCUCUUUGAAGAUGUUUACGAGCUGUGCGAGGUCAUUGGAAAGGGGCCGUUCAGCGUGGUGAGGAGAUGCAUCAACCGAGAGACAGGCCAACAGUUUGCAGUGAAGAUUGUAGAUGUGGCCAAGUUUACCUCCAGCCCUGGCCUCAGCACAGAAGAUCUGAAGAGAGAGGCCAGUAUUUGUCACAUGCUGAAGCAUCCCCAUAUUGUGGAGUUGCUGGAGACCUACAGUUCAGAUGGCAUGCUCUACAUGGUCUUUGAGUUUAUGGAUGGAGCAGACCUUUGUUUUGAGAUAGUGAAGAGAGCAGAUGCCGGGUUUGUCUACAGUGAGGCUGUAGCGAGUCACUACAUGAGACAGAUCCUUGAGGCACUGCGGUACUGCCAUGACAACAAUGUCAUUCACCGUGAUGUAAAGCCCCACUGUGUGUUGUUGGCAUCUAAGGAGAAUUCAGCUCCAGUGAAGCUGGGAGGCUUUGGAGUUGCAAUCCAGCUUGGAGAGUCAGGACUCGUGGCAGGAGGCCGGGUAGGAACCCCUCACUUUAUGGCUCCUGAGGUGGUGAAGAGGGAACCAUAUGGGAAGCCAGUAGACGUGUGGGGCUGCGGAGUCAUCCUAUUCAUCCUGCUCAGUGGCUGCCUGCCCUUCUAUGGCACGAAAGAGCGCCUGUUUGAGGGCAUUAUUAAGGGCAAAUACAAGAUGAACCCCCGGCAGUGGAGUCACAUCUCCGAAAGUGCUAAAGAUUUGGUGCGGCGCAUGCUGAUGCUGGACCCAGCUGAGAGGAUCACUGUGUACGAGGCUCUCAACCAUCCUUGGCUCAAGGAGAGAGACCGCUAUGCCUACAAGAUCCACCUGCCUGAGACGGUGGAACAGUUGAGGAAGUUCAAUGCCCGGAGAAAACUGAAAGGUGCUGUUCUAGCAGCAGUCUCCAGCCACAAGUUCAACUCCUUCUAUGGUGACCCACCAGAGGAGCUGGCUGACUUCACUGAAGAUCCCACCUCAUCUGGCCUCACCCCAGGACUGCUAGCGGCAGAAAGGGCUGUAUCACAGGUACUGGACAGUUUGGAGGAGAUUCAUGCACUCACAGACUGCAGUGAGAAAGAUCUUGACUUUCUGCACAGCGUCUUUCAGGACCAGCAUCUCCACACGCUGCUAGAUCUGUAUGACAAGAUAAACACCAAGUCCUCCCCACAGAUCAGGAAUCCUCCAAGCGACGCUGUUCAGAGAGCCAAAGAGAAGUCCGGUGAAGACGAGGCAGGCACAGCUUUGAAACUUCUGGAAUGUGUACUAGAAGAAAUAUCCUGCUACCCAGAGAACACGGAUGCUAAAGAGCUCAGACGGAUCCUAACCCAGCCCCAUUUUAUGGCCUUACUCCAGACUCAUGAUGUGGUGGCACAUGAAGUGUAUAGUGAUGAGGCACUGAGGGUCACGCCCCCGCCCACCUCGCCCUACCUGAACGGAGACUCACCGGAGAGCACCAACGGAGACAUGGACCUGGAGAACGUCACACGAGUACGCUUGGUGCAGUUCCAGAAGAACACAGACGAGCCUAUGGGUAUCACACUGAAGAUGAAUGACCUGAACCACUGCAUCGUGGCCAGAAUAAUGCACGGUGGCAUGAUACAUAGACAAGGCACGUUGCAUGUUGGAGAUGAGAUCCGGGAAAUCAACGGCAUAAGCGUAGCUAAUCAGACGGUGGAGCAGCUCCAGAAAAUGCUUCGAGAGAUGAGAGGCAGCAUUACCUUUAAGAUUGUGCCAAGUUACCGGACGCAACAGUCAUCCUGCGAGAAAGAGUCCCCUACCAUCUCCAGACAGUCCCCUGCUAAUGGCCAUUCCAGCAUUAACAGUUCUAUCUUGGACUUGCCGUCAACCAUCCAACCAAAAGGACGUCAGAUCUACGUGCGGGCGCAAUUUGAGUACGAUCCAGUGAAAGACGACCUUAUCCCCUGCAAAGAAGCAGGAAUUCGCUUCAGAGUGGGAGACAUCAUCCAGAUCAUCAACAAGGAUGACCAUAACUGGUGGCAGGGCAGGUUGGAGAAUGCAAAAAAUGGCACAGCUGGCCUCAUUCCCUCACCAGAACUGCAGGAGUGGCGGGUUGCCUGUAUAGCAAUGGAGAAAACAAAGCAGGAACAGCAAGCCAGCUGCACUUGGUUUGGCAAGAAAAAGAAGCAGUACAAAGACAAGUAUCUAGCCAAGCACAAUGCAGUGUUUGAUCAACUAGAUCUCGUCACGUAUGAGGAGGUAGUGAAGUUGCCAGCUUUCAAGAGGAAAACACUAGUGUUGUUAGGAGCUCAUGGUGUUGGCAGGAGACACAUCAAGAACACACUCAUCACCAAACAUCCCGACAGAUUUGCCUACCCCAUUCCACACACGACCAGACCUCCUAAGAAAGAUGAGGAAAAUGGCAAGAACUAUUACUUUGUAUCACAUGACCAAAUGAUGCAGGACAUCGCCAACAAUGACUACCUGGAGUAUGGCAGCCAUGAGGACGCCAUGUACGGCACCCGGCUGGAGACGAUACGCAAAAUCCACGAGCAGGGCCUCAUAUCCAUACUGGAUGUGGAGCCACAGGCCCUGAAGGUCUUGCGGACAGCAGAAUUCGCCCCUUACGUGGUUUUCAUAGCUGCGCCAACCAUCACCCCAGGCAUGAAUGAGGAUGAGUCACUCCAGCGGCUGCAGAAAGAGUCUGAGAUCCUCCAGAAGACCUACGCACACUACUUCGACCUGACCAUCAUCAACAAUGAGAUAGACGAGACAAUCCGGCACCUGGAGGAGGCGAUAGACCUAGUGUGCACCACGGCCCAGUGGGUGCCCGUGUCCUGGGUCUACUAGCACACCCCUAAACUGUCCCACAGUCUACAUGCCCAGCUCCAGUCUCUCUGCCAUGCAUUUCUGCGCAAAAGAAAAUAAAAUAAAAGGACAAAGCGUCAUUCCUUGAGGCGAGAAAAACCCCGCCUCCAAUUUUUCAGCAAACCUCGGUGUACAUGACCUUAAGUCAGUCCAAUCUCAGCCCCCUUAGACGUAACAUUGUAUUAAAAAAAAGAUGAUAAAAUCCUGAAUAUUGUCAUGUCCUUAUAGAUAGGAUGCAACAUUUUGUAGACUUUUCAUUUAAAGAGACAGUAUCUUAAACACUGUUUUUGUUUAUUGCUUGUUUUUUUCUUUGUUUUCCUCUCCCCUGUCUAAAUACAUGUUUCCUACUCUACAAGUGCCGGGUUCUGCUCGGAGUAAACGCAGACAGCAGCAGCGUCCUAGAAGAAUUUUAUCCAUCAUUAGCCUGUACGCUUCCAUUAUGUCAGCCCUCACACAAAAUCUCAUUAUCUUUUCCACACGGCCCAUUUGUUUCAGUGCACUGUCUCUAAACCACCUUCAGAUGAGUCACCCAGAUACUGUCUCUCUAAAAACAAAGAAGUACAUAAAUGUUUUUAGAUCUGAGGUCUCAUGCAUGUGAACAUUUCAGCAUUCAGAGGCUUUUAGAUGCUGUCAGUGUUACCAGUGUCAGACUACUGUUAUCCACAGCAGAGAACAUUCCAUUUGUCUGGACAAACUCUCUCCGGUCCGGGCUAUCCAGCGGAGAGGGAAAAAAACAAAAAAUGCACCUAUGCACAUCCUAUCGGGCAUCUUUCUAAACGACAUCUUUUUACCAGCCAUGAAGUGAGCUGUAUUAAUGGUCUCGGUUUAACUUGUGAGAUCAACAGGGGGGAAAAAAAGUACAAAAACAAAUAUAUUCUGGUUUUGCCAUUUCAGAAAUGUGUUGUCAGAGAGUAUUAAUGUCGAAUCAAAAGAAGAAAAAAAGAUUUUUAUUCUGUGUCUAACUGUUUCAGAUAGAGGUGCACUCAAACUCAUUUUUGCAAAAUGAACUGUGCAGCAAACGAAUCCCCGGUUUGUGCAUCUGAAUGAUUCUGUACUUGACAAACUGUUUACUCUCAGACUGCCCUGUGUAAAUUCCUCUGCUGACGGCUGACCGGCUCUUCAGUAUGAACAGUUUUUUAAAUAUAUUUCCUUUUCUGUGGUGAAGAA